AAAAAAUGCUCUGAUGCUCUGCAGUCGGCUCUGAACGCAGGUGUAUCUGCAGACAAGAAGAGACUUUAAUCCUUUAAGAGGAUCAGGUCUGAGAUCUGAGGGGGGACACACCACACAAUCCAAGAGGAACUGACCGCACUGUCGUUAACUCCACAUGGCAUUUCUGUCAUUUUUCUGUCAUGUUCAGGUGAAAUAUGCUGCGCUUGGUGCAGUUCUGGCUCGUUGUGGAACAUGAACAGUGAUGGAGGUCGAGGCCGUGUUCGGUAAACCCAGUCGUUUUGUCGUCAUGUGUCCUGAACUUGAAGAGAACUGAACAGAGGAAGAGGUAAAUUCACCUUGUGUUCGUUUAGGAAGUUUCAUUUAUGUAUACUAAUUCACAUAGUCUUCCAUGUUCUUCCUGUAGCCAAGUAAGAAGUGAAAAUGUAUUCAGUAGCCGCCAGGGGGCGCCUCCACUGGUUGCAAAAAGCACUAUGUAUGAAUGGAAGUCUAUCAUAGCGAAAUAAGUUUCUACUUGUCACUUGACUGAUAGUGUUGUUAAAACAUUUGUGUCAUUAUUUUCAGCUCUUCAAUAGAACAUGAUGCCAGUUUUGUAAAUUAUGAUGAUAUAGAUGAUAAAGUACAGCACUGCGGUAAAAGACUUGCUCAGUUUCUCUCUGUGAGACUGGGGAGGGGCAGGGAAGAAGAACGAGGUUCCAAGUGCCACAAUGUUUUGGUAAAUACUCACAAGUCCACAGGGUGGAGAUAGAGGUUCCACACUGGAGCUUGAAAUACAAAUGACUUUAAAACAAUCCUCCCUGACAGGUGGCAGGUGAGUAAGUCAUGGCCUUGCUGGAGGUGAUCUGCAGCCUGAUUGGCUGGUUCGGUCUCUACGCGUUGUUCUGCUGCAUAUUCACUCGGCGCGGGCCCGAGUGGAGCUGCCGCCUGGUCACGCUGUGCCACGGGGUCGUCAUAGUGCUGCUGACGGCGUAUGUCGUCUUCAUAGACGGACCCUGGCCUUUCACACAUGCAGGUACAGAGAACACUGAGCUCCAGGUCUUUGCCCUCUCCGUCUGCCUCGGCUACUUCUUCUUCGACGUCAGCUGGUGUGUGUGCUACCACACUGAGGGCCCCGUCAUGCUGGCCCACCAUGCUGCCAGUAUCCUGGGCAUCCUGCUGGCGCUGCUCAUGGGAGAGUCGGGCUGCGAGACCUGCGGCGUCGUCUUCGGCAGCGAGAUCACCAACCCGCUGCUGCAGACCCGCUGGUUCCUCCGCCAGCUGGGCCUCUACGACAGCCUGCUGGGCGACGCCGUUGACCUGCUCUUCAUCGUACUGUUCGCGACGGUGCGCGUGGGCCUCGGCACGGUGCUGUUUUACUGCGAGCUCACCUCACCCAGGACGUCACUGGUCAUGAAGCUCGGGGGCGUGGUCAUGUACGGACUAGCCUGGGUCUUCAUGGUGGACAUCGCCAGAUUUGGCUACAAGAAAAGUAGAGCAAAGUAUAAAAAGUGGAGGGACAAUCGUAAACUCAAAGAAAAACUGGACAGACUUUCAGACAAGAGCGACUGAAGGGAUUCAUUUUGAAGAUCGUUAAAGGGAAAAAAUAACUAGCUAAUAAAACCUACACCAAUACCUUGCCUACAAUACCUUAACAAUGUGUUUAUUUUGGCAUAAAACAAGCUUUUCCAAAUAAAAACUGACUUAUGUGUCGCCUUGUGAACUGAUAACUCUCCCACACCAAACUCCAUAGAGAAAAAUAUUAAUUUUACAGCACAACACACACUUUAGUUAUUGAUCCACUGCUUCCUCCGUCAGUUAUCAUCAUUUUGAUUAAUCUAAGUGACAAAAACUUGCUGAAAUGGGUCAAUGGGCCUGAACAAUGAUUCUCAGCUGACCAGCAGCUCCUGUGUCCCUUCAUUUAAACAAAAAUGAAGAAAUUAAUCAAUUCUUUAUUUAUAUAGCACUUACCAUACAUAUGAUAUGCAACAUAAAGUGCUUUUCAUAAAAACACUCAUCACCCACACCGACCUGUCCCAUAUUCACCCACCCAGAUACAUUCACACACUGGGGAAAUGCACAAACAUGUGUGAAUGUGCACAAUUCUCACGCCUCUGUGCUGCUGUGGUGAAGGUCAGAUAUUCAUUCACUUGACGGAUCUGCGGCGUUAACCCGGAGUGGCACUAGUCUGACACCAGGGCAGAUUAUCAGACAGUUUAACCUCACACAGAUAUACAGUAUUCAGUCUAGCAUGUCGUAUAUUUUAUUUUGUAAUGAUGUAGUUCAUUUAAAGCCUAACAUUACUUUUAUGUUUACAUUGUAGUUGUCAUUUUGUCACUGUGUCUGCUAUGGCCAAUGUUUUUUUUUUUAACACUUUGGUGUUAUAUGGUCCAAGGAAAAAUCCAUAGAAUGUUCUGAGCACAUCCACUACACCUAAAAAGCUGUAAAAAGAUUAUUUUUACUUUUUCACUGCAAGAAAGAAUUAAAAAAACAAAACAAAUGUGAAGACAUAAUGCAGAGAUCAUUAUGAAAAUAUGGCACAUGUACGAAUUCUCACUUAAUUAAA
Messenger RNA from Solea solea (common sole), 2539 nucleotides. RefSeq names its product TLC domain containing 5b (gene tlcd5b). The transcript is spliced from 2 exons. Bases 820 to 1545 code for a protein of 241 amino acids. Gene Ontology annotation, cellular component: membrane. Lineage: Eukaryota; Metazoa; Chordata; Actinopteri; Pleuronectiformes; Soleidae. The record is from RefSeq and is a predicted model, not a curated record.